CCCUAGCCUACCACGAGGCAGCCCGCGGGGCUGGGUGGCCGGGCAGCGCACACGGGCAGCACCGACACUGCGCAUGCUCGGCGCGUCGGCGCAGGUUUGCGCAGCUGAGGGGGCAGCACCGCAGCGGCGUCCGGGGUCUCCAGUAGAGCUGACGCUCCGGUGUUCGCAUAAUCCCCUGCUUCGGCUGGCAACGGGCGUCCCUCCACUCCCCGAGUCCCCGGCCGCCGCCGCCACCCCAGCGCGCCCCGAUCUGGCCCCCUGCCCCGCGAAGAUGGCUGCCGUACGCCGGGCCCGCAAUUAUUGCCGCUGCCUGGUGCGCUUCUCCGACCGAGAACUCUGCUAAGCUCUGCUGCAGAGACAGGCAGGAGUAGACACCCAGACACCCAGCACCCCUCCUCCGGGGGGCGGUGCAGUGGGGGCACGGAGAGCCCCUCGAGCGCAGCAGGCCGCCCCGCCAGCAUGGCAGAAGCUGAGGAAGAUUGUCAUUCUGAUACUGUCAGAGCAGAAGAUGAUGAAGAAAACGAAAGUCCUGCUGAAACAGAUCUGCAGGCACAACUCCAAAUGUUCCGAGCUCAGUGGAUGUUUGAACUUGCUCCAGGUGUAAGCUCUAGCAAUUUAGAAAAUCGACCUUGCAGAGCAGCAAGAGGCUCUCUCCAGAAAACAGCAGCAGAUACCAAAGGAAAACAAGAACAGGCAAAAGAAGAAAAGUUAAGUAUUAUAGAUGCUCGAGAACUCUUCCUAAAAGCAGUAGAAGAAGAACAAAAUGGAGCUCUCUAUGAAGCCAUCAAGUUUUAUCGUAGGGCUAUGCAACUUGUACCUGAUAUAGAGUUCAAGAUUACUUACACCCGGUCUCCAGAUGGUGAUGGCGUUGGAAACAGCUACAUUGAAGAUAAUGAUGAUGAUAGCAAAAUGGCAGAUCUCUUGUCCUACUUCCAGCAGCAACUCACAUUUCAGGAGUCUGUGCUCAAACUGUGUCAGCCUGAGCUUGAGAGCAGUCAGACUCAUAUAUCAGUGCUGCCAAUGGAGGUCUUGAUGUACAUCUUCCGAUGGGUGGUGUCUAGUGACUUGGACCUCAGAUCAUUGGAGCAGUUGUCGCUGGUAUGCAGAGGAUUCUACAUCUGUGCCAGAGACCCUGAAAUAUGGCGUCUGGCCUGCUUGAAAGUUUGGGGCAGAAGCUGUAUUAAACUUGUUCCAUACACAUCCUGGAGAGAGAUGUUUUUAGAACGGCCUCGUGUUCGGUUUGAUGGAGUGUAUAUCAGUAAAACCACAUAUAUUCGUCAAGGGGAACAGUCUCUUGAUGGUUUCUAUAGAGCCUGGCACCAAGUGGAAUAUUACAGGUACAUAAGAUUCUUUCCUGACGGCCAUGUGAUGAUGUUGACAACCCCUGAAGAGCCUCAGUCCAUUGUUCCCCGUUUAAGAACUAGGAAUACCAGGACUGAUGCAAUUCUACUGGGUCACUAUCGCUUGUCACAAGACACAGACAAUCAGACCAAAGUAUUUGCUGUAAUAACUAAGAAAAAAGAAGAAAAACCACUUGACUAUAAAUACAGAUAUUUUCGUCGUGUCCCUGUACAAGAAGCAGAUCAGAGUUUUCAUGUGGGGCUACAGCUAUGUUCCAGUGGCCACCAGAGGUUCAACAAACUCAUCUGGAUACAUCAUUCUUGUCACAUUACUUACAAAUCAACUGGUGAGACUGCAGUGAGUGCUUUUGAGAUUGACAAAAUGUACACCCCCUUGUUCUUCGCCAGAGUAAGGAGCUACACAGCUUUCUCAGAAAGGCCUCUGUAGAGCCUCAAGUCCAGUCCUGUAUCACUUUUGCAUGAAUUAAAGUAUAUAGCGCAAAAGAGCACCUAAGUUAUAAAUGUGU
This is a messenger RNA of Mandrillus leucophaeus (drill), 1867 nucleotides long. It is a transcript of the gene FBXO9, whose product is annotated as F-box protein 9. The record is from RefSeq and is a predicted model, not a curated record. Gene Ontology annotation, cellular component: SCF ubiquitin ligase complex. The transcript has 13 exons. Gene Ontology annotation, molecular function: protein binding. Gene Ontology annotation, biological process: SCF-dependent proteasomal ubiquitin-dependent protein catabolic process. The coding region runs from base 460 to 1788 and encodes 442 amino acids. Lineage: Eukaryota; Metazoa; Chordata; Mammalia; Primates; Cercopithecidae.